Molecule: messenger RNA, 3933 nt
Organism: Aegilops tauschii subsp. strangulata
Lineage: Eukaryota; Viridiplantae; Streptophyta; Magnoliopsida; Poales; Poaceae
Source: RefSeq, a predicted model, not a curated record
UUCAAGGCAUGGAUAAUGUCUUGGAUAACCUUUUCCUACAUUUCCUGCCGCAUCAGGGCGUUGCACAGUGAUUCCUUUACUUCUUGCAUCAUUGCUGUGUCAUUGACCAACUGCAGUUUCCUCUGUCAACUGCAAAGGUUUACACAUAUUGAUAUUGCAUUAAUAUGUUUUCACGAGUCGAGCAAGGUUUUUAUGAAAAGAACCUGCAUGACAAGAGGGGUCUUCAGUGUCAAUGGUGCCAGCAGCCAGACAACAGACUGAACUGAAAUGUAGUCAGCACUAGCAUGCCAGGUAACUGCUGCAUACCUUCUUGUGAAUUAUGUGAGGAUGUAUAAUUUUCUUGGGAUACAUAUAUUGGCCUUACUUUGAAGCAAUCACCUGGCUAAUUUACAAAACUAACUACUUGCUGCUGAUUGUAAGGAUGCAUAAUUUUCUAGGGACACAUAUCAACCUACUUCGAAGUAGUCACUUGCCUCAGUACAGAACUAACUACUUAGUACUGACAUGAUGACUUCUCCUUAUGUGGCUUUGAAGUGCCAUUAUUUAUUUAUUUUGAAACGAAUAGGCAAAAGCCUCACAUACUUAUAUUAAAAGAAGAGUUACAAUAUGUACAAGGGUCUCUGGCUACAAAAGCAAGAUUUGAUAAUCCUUAAUGGCAUCGGUAAUGAAAAAUUGUACUGCUAGUAGCAACUGGCUGGAACUAGUUCUACAGCUCACUUUUCUGUACAUCGCAUGAUCCAAACUCAGCAAGAUGGGUGAUAUCAUCAAUAUUUUCUGGGAGCCUCCACUCUUCCAGUGUUCUGAAAAAUCCAUGUGAUGUCUUUCUCUUGAUUGGUACUUCUCGACAUCUCCAACAUCCUCAGGCCCAAAGAAAGAAAAUGAAUCAUCAGUGGCAUCUUGGAGGCCAUGCAUACUCAUUUCCAGCUUCUGAGCAUGCUGAAGAGUUUCUGCCAUGCUACCUCCAUGACAGACCACUUGAUUAUCUAAAUAUGUAAAUCAUUUCUCAUCUUCCAGAGAACCCACAACAAUGCUAAGGAUAUUCACGUUAACUAUUACUGGCAUGCCAUGCAUUAUAUCUGUUUAUCUUGAUUUAUGCAGUGAGUUUCCAUGGCUCUAUCUGACUACAGUUCCGUCCAUAUAAGCUAGCAGUAUCAGUUGUUUUAAUAUUUAGUCUUCACCUCCCAUGUAGGAAAAGCUAUGCAGUAACUUCACAUUGUUUUAUCUGACUGCAAUUGCAUGGUUGCGCCCAUAUAAGUUUGCACAAUGAAUUGUUUUAACUUUUGUUCUCCAUCUUCCAUGUAUGAAUCAGAGAAAGCGUGACUGGAAACUAGGUUAUUCGGUGAUGAAGCGAAGUAAGUUAGGUUUAUUUGAAUUUGGUAGAUAAUUUGUUGUUUUGAUUUUUUUUUCUGCAAGGGACAAAGAAUAGUAUGUAUCUGAUGCAAAAUAGAUUGUUCUUGAAUUAACUACUCUGGAUUUGUGAUAAAUAUUUUCCAUCGUUACCAUUCCUACGUUUUCUUCCUCUGGGAAUCAAACGAAUAUUCUAAUAUUUAUUUGUUCACGGGAUCUUAAAUCUAAUUGUUUUUCACAAUAUGAUAUUUUAAAUUAUCACAUGAUAUCUUACUUGACUGGCUACAUCACCUUUCCUUACACAUUUUACCUAGCCAAAGCUGAACGUUACACCAUUUCUCAAAAAUAAAAUAAAAUAAUUGAAGACUUACAUAAGUUCGUCGGAUCUAGACAACAAUCUUAUGUACUUAACUAGGAUAUCAUUUGGGUACAACGUGGAUGAGAAUACGUAAUCAAUGAUGCAACAACCGUCCAGCUAAAAGUAAACUGGCACAAAUUGAAUGCCACCAUGUUUUUUCCCCAUUGCUGCAUACUGCCUAAAAUUCAAAUGCUUCAGCAGUGCAGGUUCCUCGAUAUCAUCCUCAAAGGGCAUGCCUAAGACAUCCCAUUUAAGUCAAUCAACUCGUACUAGUACACAAAUUGUUCAUCAUAUUAUUUAGAUUGCGUGCAUCGCAAGUAUGGCCAUAUUGUGACAGAGCACAAAGCUAAGAUUUAUUAGCUCCAUGCAAGUUUAGGCCAACUUUCUAACAGGACCAACACUUGGGUCAUGGAAAUUCUCUUUUCCUGGCAGCGCCUUCAGGGCACUAGAAUUGCCCCUAGUCCAAGGGCAACUGAGAAAGAGACAUUUGUCCUUCUUGCAUUCGAACCUCAUAUUUUCAACAGAAAAUAAAGCGUGCACUUUUGCAACUUUAAUUCUACACAUCUUCUCAUGAAUGAAGAUUAUUAAGAUCGUAUUAUCGCACGUUUAAGUUAUUCGUAAUGACUAUUCCUGAAUGUUAUAGACCUACACUACCUGCAUUACCACGAAAGUUCUCAUCCAAAGUCUAUUAAUACGUGUGCUCUACAUUAACUUGAGGACUCAAAAUUGCCGUCCUUGGAGAACUACAAUUCUGUGCAACCUACCCUUGAAGAGUGCAGAGAUAUGGAGACUGGAAAACAUAUCUUGUGCAGACAACCACCAACUUAUGGCAACCUCAUCACAAUUCUCUCGAUCGAUGGCGGAGGGAUUCGAGGAAUCAUUCCAGCUGUUGCUCUUGCCUUUCUAGAAUCAGAGUUGCAGAAACUUGAUGGAGAGGAAGCCCGGUUAGCAGACUACUUUGAUGUCAUUGCUGGGACCAGCACAGGGGGACUUGUGACUGCGAUGCUCACUGCACCAAAUAAGAAGAGAAGACCACUUUUUGCGGCGAAGGAUAUUCAAGCAUUUUAUAUGAACCAUGCUCCCAGGAUUUUCCCACAGCUCAGGGGUGUAUUUGGUAGGAUAAUGAGGAUACUUCGCUCAUUGUCAGGACCUUAUUAUGAUGGUAAGUACCUUCAUGAAGUUGUGAGAAAGAAGUUAGGAAGUGCCAGGCUGCAUCAGACGUUAACAAAUGUGGUAAUACCAACUUUCGACAUCAAGCGGCUGCAACCAACCAUUUUUUCGUCGUAUGAGGUUAAGAAGAAGAAGAAGAACACAAUGAAUGCUUUGUUAUCAGAUAUUUGCAUCAGCACGUCCGCUGCUCCAACUUAUUUGCCUGCGCAUUACUUCAAGACUGAAGAUUCUCAUGGAAACAUCAAGGAGUUUAAUCUUAUUGAUGGGGGAGUAGCUGCCAAUAAUCCGGCCUUAGUUGCCAUUGGAGAAGUAAGCAAGCAGAUAUUCAAGCAAGAUCCAGAUUUCUUCCCAAUAAAACCUAUGGACUAUGGCCGGUUUUUGGUCAUUUCACUUGGCACAGGCUCAUCAAAAUUUGAAGAGAAGUACGAUGCACAAAAGGCUAAAUCAUGGGGAGUGUUGGAUUGGUUACUUAGCAGUGGAUCUACACCAUUAGUAGACAUUUUCACACGGGCAAGUGCAGAUAUGGUGGAUAUUCACAUUGCUUCUGUUUUCAAAGCCUUACAUUCGGAGCAGAACUAUCUGAGAAUUCAAGAUGAUAAACUACGGGGGACACUCUCUUCAGUUGAUGUUGCCACCAAGGAUAACUUGGAGAAACUUGUCAAUGUUGGAGAGAUGCUGCUAAAGAAACCUGUCUCACGGGCAAAUUUGGAGACUGGCCAGAUGGUGCCUGCUUGUAGUGACACAGAGGAGACCAAUGAGGAAGCACUCAAGAGAUUUGCAAAGCUGUUGUCUGAUGAAAAGCAAAUUCGCCAAGCAAGAUCACCAAAAUGAAGUCCGAUCUCUUUUGUGUCAAUGCUCUGCCAGAGAUUUUAUUUUCUCUGCAUGACAUACACCAGUCACCAAUUAGUUGAUAUGUUUGUUGAAGUUGCACUGUAAUGUAGUUAAAUAAAUGUGUAGUGAGGCAUACUGACUGCUAUAGCUUGAUAAUGUCAGGCGCCGAUGGCUUUAUUGAUAUGUAAAUACAAAUGUUCUUUUAAAUAAAACUAAGCAUUUAAUUA